Vombatus ursinus (common wombat) is the source of this 882-nucleotide messenger RNA. RefSeq names its product radial spoke head component 1 (gene RSPH1). The record is from RefSeq and is a predicted model, not a curated record. Lineage: Eukaryota; Metazoa; Chordata; Mammalia; Diprotodontia; Vombatidae. Bases 1 to 882 code for a protein of 293 amino acids. The transcript has 9 exons. Gene Ontology annotation, cellular component: nucleus; motile cilium. Gene Ontology annotation, biological process: spermatid development; axoneme assembly.
AUGUCGGAUCUGGGCUUUGAGGAGAUAGAGGAGGAGAGGGAGAACUAUCUCGGGGAAUAUGAAGGAGACCGCAAUGAGGCAGGUGAACGACAUGGAAAAGGGAAGGCAAUAUUGCCCAAUGGGGAUAUAUAUGAUGGAUAUUAUGAAUUUGGUAAAAGACAUGGUCAGGGGACCUACAGAUUUAAGAAUGGUGCUCGAUACAUUGGAGAAUACCAACAAAAUAAAAAACAUGGUCAAGGCUUGUUUAUCUAUCCAGAUGGAUCAAAAUAUGAAGGAGACUGGGCAGAUGACCAAAGGCAUGGCCAUGGAGUUUAUUACUAUGUAAAUAAUGAUACAUACACUGGAGAAUGGUUUGCUCACCAAAGGCAGGGGCAAGGCACAUAUGUCUAUGCUGAGACUGGCUCUCAGUAUGUUGGUACUUGGUUAAAUGGACAACAGGAGGGAUCAGGAGAAUUCAUUCACCUCAACCACAGAUACCAGGGCAAGUUCGUAAAUAAAAAUCCAAUGGGCCCUGGAAAGUAUAUUUUUGAUAUUGGAUGUGAACAGCAUGGUGAAUAUAAACUUUCAGAUAUGGAAAGAGUGGAAGAGGAAGAAGAAGAAGCUUCAACUGCUCUUCCGAAGUGGAAAGCUCAAAAAAUUACCCCAUUAGAACUCUGGAAACCAGCUCCUGUGGAAGAGCCACCACAGCCUGAAGUGGCCCCAGUAUUGGAGGAGCCACAAGCUUAUUAUAUUUCGGUUGGCGAAGGGACUGAGGAUGUUCAACCUCUUACUGAUUAUUCAGAAGCGGAAGACCUUGAAGGAGUAACGAAACAGGGAGAAGACAUCGAAGAAGUGAGAGCUGAAAGCAGAGAGGAAGCCUGCCAGCUUGGUGAGGGCUUGUAG